CGAGAGGACGUUGCGUGCUCGCUCGCGCCAGGCGAGUCUCCGCGUCUCCCUCGCGAACUCGGUGAAAGGAAUUGGCGCCGUUCGACACCAGGCGGAUCCGCUCUGCAGCACGAACCCACCUCCAGCCGCAGCCGCAGCCGCCGCCCGGGCCAAGGAGCAGCCGCAGCCGCCGCCAGUGGCCGAGUGAGCGGAGCCGAGUUUGAGCCAGCGCCUAGCGGUGAAUCGGGGCCUCACCAUGAGUUCCUCGCCUGUUAAUGUGAAAAAGCUGAAGGUGUCGGAGCUGAAGGAGGAGCUCAAGAAGCGGCGCCUGUCCGACAAGGGCCUCAAGGCCGAGCUCAUGGAGCGUCUCCAGGCCGCGCUGGACGACGAGGAGGCCGGGGGCCGCCCCGCCAUGGAGCCCGGGAACGGCAGCCUAGACCUGGGCGGGGAUUCCGCCGGGCGCUCGGGAGCAGGCCUCGAGCAGGAGGCCGCGGCCGGCGGCGACGACGACGAGGAGGAAGAGGAGGAGGAGGAGGAAGGGAUCGCCGCCUUGGAUGGCGACCAGAUGGAGCUCGGGGAGGAGAACGGCGCCGCGGGGGCGGCCGACUCGGGCCCGAUGGAGGAGGAAGAGGCCGCCUCGGAGGACGAGAACGGCGACGACCAGGGCUUCCAAGAAGGGGAGGAUGAGCUCGGAGAAGAGGAGGAAGGCGCGGGCGACGAGAACGGGCACGGGGAGCAGCAGCCUCAACCGCCGGCGGCGCCGCAGCAACAACCCCAGCAGCAGCGCGGGGCCGCCAAGGAGGCCGCGGGGAAGAGCAGCGGCCCCACGUCGCUGUUCGCGGUGACGGUGGCGCCGCCCGGGGCGAGGCAGGGCCAGCAGCAGGCGGGAGGUAAGAAGAAGGCGGAAGGCGGCGGAGGCGGCGGUCGCCCCGGGGCUCCGGCGGCGGGAGACGGCAAAACAGAACAGAAAGGCGGAGAUAAAAAAAGAGGUGUUAAAAGACCUCGAGAAGAUCAUGGCCGUGGCUAUUUUGAGUACAUUGAAGAGAACAAGUAUAGCAGAGCCAAAUCUCCUCAGCCACCUGUUGAAGAAGAAGAUGAACACUUCGACGACACAGUGGUUUGUCUUGACACUUAUAAUUGUGAUCUACAUUUUAAAAUAUCAAGAGAUCGCCUCAGUGCUUCUUCCCUUACCAUGGAGAGUUUUGCUUUUCUGUGGGCUGGAGGAAGGGCAUCUUAUGGUGUGUCAAAAGGCAAAGUCUGUUUUGAGAUGAAGGUUACAGAGAAGAUCCCAGUGAGGCAUUUAUAUACGAAAGAUAUUGAUAUACAUGAAGUUCGGAUUGGGUGGUCACUAACCACAAGUGGAAUGUUGCUUGGUGAAGAAGAAUUUUCUUAUGGGUACUCUCUAAAAGGAAUAAAAACAUGCAACUGUGAGACUGAAGAUUACGGAGAGAAGUUUGAUGAAAAUGAUGUGAUUACAUGUUUUGCUAACUUUGAAAGUGAUGAAGUAGAACUGUCUUAUGCAAAGAAUGGACAAGAUCUUGGCAUUGCCUUCAAAAUCAGUAAGGAGGUUCUUGCUGGACGACCACUCUUCCCGCAUGUUCUGUGCCACAACUGUGCAGUUGAAUUUAAUUUUGGUCAGAAGGAAAAGCCAUAUUUUCCAAUACCUGAAGACUAUACUUUUAUCCAGAAUGUCCCCUUGGAGGAUCGAGUUAGAGGACCAAAGGGGCCUGAAGAGAAGAAAGAUUGUGAAGUGGUUAUGAUGAUUGGCUUGCCAGGAGCUGGAAAAACUACCUGGGUUACUAAACAUGCAGCAGAAAAUCCUGGUAAAUACAACAUUCUUGGAACAAACACCAUAAUGGAUAAAAUGAUGGUGGCAGGUUUUAAGAAGCAAAUGGCAGAUACUGGAAAGCUGAACACGCUGUUGCAGAGAGCUCCACAGUGUCUUGGAAAGUUUAUUGAGAUUGCUGCCCGUAAGAAGCGAAAUUUCAUUUUGGAUCAGACAAAUGUGUCUGCUGCUGCCCAGAGGAGAAAAAUGUGCCUCUUUGCAGGCUUCCAACGAAAAGCUGUUGUAGUUUGCCCAAAAGAUGAAGACUAUAAGCAGAGAACACAGAAGAAGGCGGAAGUAGAGGGGAAAGACCUACCAGAACAUGCAGUUCUCAAAAUGAAAGGAAACUUUACUCUGCCAGAAGUAGCUGAGUGCUUUGAUGAAAUAACCUAUGUUGAACUUCAGAAGGAAGAAGCCCAGAAACUUUUGGAGCAAUAUAAGGAAGAAAGCAAAAAGGCUCUUCCACCGGAAAAGAAACAGAACACAGGCUCAAAGAAGAGCAAUAAAAAUAAGAGUGGCAAGAACCAGUUUAACAGAGGCGGUGGGCAUAGAGGACGUGGUGGAUUCAAUAUGCGUGGUGGAAAUUUCAGAGGAGGAGCUCCUGGGAAUCGUGGUGGAUAUAACAGGAGGGGCAACAUGCCACAGCGAGGUGGUGGUGGUGGCGGAAGUGGUGGAAUUGGCUAUCCAUAUCCUCGUGGCCCUGUCUUUCCCAGCCGAGGCGGUUAUUCAAACAGAGGGAACUACAACAGAGGUGGAAUGCCUAACAGAGGGAACUACAACCAGAACUUCAGAGGACGAGGAAACAAUCGUGGCUACAAAAAUCAAUCUCAGGGCUACAACCAGUGGCAGCAGGGUCAAUUCUGGGGUCAGAAGCCAUGGAGUCAGCAUUAUCACCAAGGAUAUUAUUGAAUACCCAAAUAAAACGAACUGAUACAUAUUUCUCCAAAACCUUCACAAGAAGUCGACUGUUUUCUUUAGUAGGCUAACUUUUUAAACAUUCCACAAGAGGAAGUGCCUGCGGGUUCCUUUUUUAGAAGCUUUGUGGGUUGAUUUUUUUUUUUCUUUUCUUUUUUGUACAUUUUUAAUUGCAGUUUUAAAGUGAAUCGUAAGAGAACCUCAGCAUUGUGCACGAUAAGAGAAUGUGUCAGUAUUUCAGGGUUCUACAUUUUAUCUGUAAAAUGUGACUUUUUUUUUUUAUCACAACAAAAGUAAAAUGUUGCUUUGUACCUGGUGUCUUUUAUUAAGAAUUUACUCCCCCCCAUUUCUCACAGAGAUAACAGUCGGGAGUCAUUGUCACAAUAUAAUAGAAAUGUUAGCAACCAGAUUCAUGUAAGGACUUAGUGGUCCUCAUGAAUUGCAUAAGACUCUGUACUGCUCAUAUUACACUCCAUCCUCUCUGUAGUUUGCUGAGUAGUGGAGGGGUAAGCUAAAUAGUAGUUUUUGACAGUAACUGGGAAGGCUCUUUCUUUUUAAGUAACAAUGGAAUUGGCAUAUUUGGGAAUGAAGAUAAAAUUUGGAACUAAGAUAGAGAAGAUGGAGUGUAUGUAGAAGGGCUGUUAAAAAAUGUAAAACUUGGUUGCAUUAUUUGUGGAGGCUCAAACUUGUGAAGGUUUAAGUACCAUAAUUUUUCCAUUUGUUCUGCAUUUUGAUUCUGAAAAGAAAGCUGGCUUUGCCCAUUUCUUAUUAAAAAAACUUGUUGUAAA
Dama dama (fallow deer) is the source of this 3507-nucleotide messenger RNA. It is a transcript of the gene HNRNPU, whose product is annotated as heterogeneous nuclear ribonucleoprotein U. Lineage: Eukaryota; Metazoa; Chordata; Mammalia; Artiodactyla; Cervidae. Gene Ontology annotation, cellular component: nuclear chromosome; mitotic spindle midzone; inactive sex chromosome. Gene Ontology annotation, biological process: RNA localization to chromatin; positive regulation of transcription by RNA polymerase II; negative regulation of transcription by RNA polymerase II. The transcript has 14 exons. Gene Ontology annotation, molecular function: promoter-specific chromatin binding; pre-mRNA binding; poly(C) RNA binding. The coding region runs from base 236 to 2713 and encodes 825 amino acids. The record is from RefSeq and is a predicted model, not a curated record.